Neolamprologus brichardi is the source of this 2676-nucleotide messenger RNA. RefSeq names its product phospholipase A2 group III (gene pla2g3). Gene Ontology annotation, molecular function: A2-type glycerophospholipase activity. Gene Ontology annotation, biological process: arachidonate secretion; phospholipid metabolic process. The record is from RefSeq and is a predicted model, not a curated record. NCBI's taxonomy places the organism in Eukaryota, Metazoa, Chordata, Actinopteri, Cichliformes, Cichlidae.
AGAGCGUGAAACAACAAUACUGAAGUGAAACCGUCUCCCAGCCUGUUUCCUUCAGCUGCUUUCCUCCUCGACCCGCCGCCACCAUGAUGCGCAUCGCUCCACUUGUUACUCUCAUCUGCAUAUCAUCACUCCUGAGCUGCACCGCAGCAGCAGCCUCGGUUCUCUGCACGUGGACUAAAGUUUCUGCUAACGGAGAAAUGCACUACAGUUUUCUCCGUAGCGACCCGCAGCAGACCCCUCCAUCUCUGCGGCUGUACCACACCGCCUGGUCCGGAGAGCGCGCUCUGCUUGGCUGCACUUGGAGCGACGACACAGCGGUGACCCAGAACUAUUUGUCUCUGUGCCGGGAGCGCGCGCGGGGCUUUUCAGAGCAUCCGAAUGAAAAUGUCCAUUUGGACUCCGUGUUAGAGACAGAAGGGCUGUGCGUCUCCCUGGCGUCUCUCGGGGAACCCACAGGAAAGAGGUCGGUGAGGAGUGUUCUUGUUCAAGGUCAAGAUGAGAGGUCAGAGGUCAGCAUACAUAAGCGUGUAAAGCGCGGUUUUAUUGUACCCGGGACUCUCUGGUGCGGCUCUGGCAACAAGGCACCCUCAUAUUCAAAUCUGGGAGUGUUUUCAGAGACCGACCGUUGCUGCCGGGAGCACGAUCAGUGCAGACACACCAUUCUGUCCUUUCACUCAGAGUUUGGCAUUUUCAACAGCAACAUCUUCACCAUGUCUCAUUGUGACUGUGACAACAAGUUUCGAAGUUGUUUGGUGGAGGCGAAUGACGGCAUAGCUGAUGUAGUGGGAUAUACCUUCUUUAACCUGCUGAAGAUGCACUGCUUUACAUUCUCCCAUCGGCUUCAGUGUACACAGAGAAACUGGUUUGGAAUGUGUAAGGAGACUAAAAUGGCUCUGUAUGCUGAGGUUCAUUCACCCAUAUUGUACAAAUCUAAGCCAACAGAUGAAAGCAUGAACAGCUCUGUGAUCAACUCUACCACACCUGCAGAACUCCUAGAGAAUAGCACUUCAGAUUUACAGCUUUCCUCCAAUACUGCUGCUGCAUUCACAGUCCCUACACCCUUUGCCCCCAUCAUUCCUCUUACUAACGCUACAACAUACACAGGCAGUAAUGCAACAGAGACACCUUUGGGAUCUGUUUCUGACAGAAGAGAAAAUCUGGAGAACAUUGUACCAACCAAAAAUCAUACUGUGACUGAAGUAGGCCGUGAUAUCACAGCAAUGUCAUGUGGUAUCUAUAAGGAUAUCGAUGAGUGUAGGGACAAGAUCCCAUCCCAGCAUGAGAAAUAUGGCUUCUACAACCAGGAGCCAAAGACACUUUACCACUGCAACUGUACUGUCAGAAUAUUCCAGACUUUGGCUAAACAGAGACAACUGACCAAAAUGCAAGCUCAUCUUCUGGGACAUGUGUCUCAGUCCUGCUUCCUGCUUGAGGAAUGCACGGCAGACAGCAACUGUACACUAGUCGUGGUAAAAGCCGAGCUUCCUCAGCAGGAUCAGUGGACCAACGUAGCAGUGGAGGAGCAACACCAUCUACAGGCAGUACAACUGAACCUCAGGAGGCCAAACCCAAGGAGAGCUAAGAGAAAAGACAGAGAAGUGAGGCUCCACAAACUGUGUCUGAGAUUGACCCGACGCAGACAAAUAAAGAAGAAGAGAAAAAAUGUCUAAAGGGAAAAAACCUUGUCCUAAUGUUCAAUAUUAUAUAUAUUAUAUACGUAAGACACUAUGAAAUCUGUUUUCAUAUGGAUUAGCAAAAUUUUUUUCUGUUCAUUUCCUGAUGAAUCUUCUUCACAGUCAGUCUCUCUUAUGGAAAGCUUUAUUUUUCUUUACACUCAAGUCUUUCUGUCAAUAAUGACUAACAGGACAACGUCAACUCUCGUUUGAUGUUCUAAGGCCUGCACAGAUCAUGUUAAUUUAAUUUAAUUAAUUUUUAGAUCAGCAAUACAAGCUUAGAAGAUUUAUUUCCACUGACUUUAUACUAUUUAGGCAAAACCUACAGAGAAGGAAAUGUUAAAUGUAUGUGUGUGUGUGUAUAAUAUAUGUAAUAUUAUACACAUCUUUUUUUUGUUACAAUUCUUUAUUUAUUAUCCAAUACUGAAAACUUUGGAUUACUAUGAAAUAUUGUACUGUGUAUUUAUGGCGUCUACUAUAUGGGAUGUUGUGGAGGUUGUACCUAAGGAACAAAAUGGCCUUGUUGAGGACAAGAUAAACUUAUUCCUAAAGUGUAACAGAAAUGUUGGUAGGUCUUAGCAGGACACCAUAGUUUUUACUAACUAACAUUCAAUAAGAAGAGCAUUUUAUUGAGGUGUGCAAGUUCAAGAGCCAGCUGUAAUAAUCCAUACUGGCAAACUAUAAUGACUCACUGCAGUAACUCAAUUCAGCUGACCCAUUGUUAAAAUGAUUAGUAACACAUGUGCUUUUCCUGAGAUGACAGAUGGAGAUAUCUGCCAUUAAAACACAUCUCAUUAAAAAGGAGGAGCUUUGGCUGUCCUGGAAGAAAGGUUACUGUUGACCUCAGUAUUCACAGAAUAAAAUCAUGGUUGCAGUUCUGUACCCUAUACUGUAGAUGCGUUUUAUAUUCAUAUUUCAGCACAUGUGUAGCCUAUUUGUAAGUAUUUGCACUGUACUGUAUGAGUUGCAAAAUGCUGCAAAUUAUGUUGUAAGUAAAGCCAUG